Molecule: messenger RNA, 1283 nt
Organism: Aspergillus heteromorphus CBS 117.55
Lineage: Eukaryota; Fungi; Ascomycota; Eurotiomycetes; Eurotiales; Aspergillaceae
Product: putative C2H2 transcription factor
Exons: 3
Coding region: 268-1065 (265 amino acids)
Biological process (GO): regulation of transcription by RNA polymerase II
Cellular component (GO): nucleus
Source: RefSeq, a predicted model, not a curated record
CCACCGGACUUGUUUUCGCCUUCGAGUGGCGGAUCCGCCAAGACUUUCUCCUCCCCCCCCAGCCAGCUGCUUAGUCACUAGAUGCCUUGUUUUCAGACCUGAAAAAUUUGGCAGUCAGUCCUUCCGCGUUAAGGAACCAACAUCCAUCCUCCCCCAGAGCCACCGACCCCCCGAACACACCAAGCGACAUCGCCGGCCGUUUUAUACCACCCCAGUCCCGCGUUUUUCGAGGUGUCACCCUCUUCACUGACCUUCUCUAGCUGCGCUAUGGGUGACGGCUCUGAUUAUCCUAGUCCACGAAGCGAAGGUCCCGGCGGACCUACCUCUGUUCUAGUCCCUGCUCAAGAAUCGCUCUCUCCAGCUCCAGCUCCAGCUCCCAAGAUGAACGACCAACUGUCUCCUACCUUCAUGGAAGGCACGCGCCCGCGACUGUCGGUGAGACGAGCGCGCGAUCCGCCCAAGAACACCGCCGGGCAGAUCUACUGCGACCACCCCGAGUGCCAGCACGCUCCUCCCACCUUCCGUCGUCCAUGUGAAUGGAACAAACACAUGGACAAGCACGACCGCCCUUACAAGUGCCUGGAACCCGGAUGCGACAAGAUCCAAGGCUUCACCUACUCUGGCGGUCUGCUGAGGCACCAGCGCGAGGUGCAUAAGAAGAACAUCAACGCCAAGAAACCGUUGAUGUGUCCCUAUACCGACUGCAACCGCAGCACCGGCAAUGGGUUCACGCGUCAGGAAAACCUGAAGGAGCACCUCCGCCGCCGCCACAUGCAUACUGAGAACGGGCAUGCGUCAGACCUGCCCAUAGCCCCGUCACCUGAGCUAGAUGGCACCACGACUCUGGCGACUGCCUCGGCCGCCAUCAAACGCAAGCGCGACUCCAUUGGCGAGGACCCCACCCUGGAGCUUCCUGAAGAGGAAGAGAACGGCGUGGAUCUUCGCAACGAGCUGAAGAGGCUGCGCCGCGAGGUUCAAGAGAAGGACCGCCGGCUGGAGGAGUUGGAACGCAUCGUGGCUGGGUUGCAGCAAGCCAUCCCCCAGCCCGCAGCGCCCCAGGGCUAGAUGCAUGCGCUGGAUUGAUUGUUUCUCCAGUGGUAUCAGCUAUACUGUUGUGGCUUUGCCUUCUUCCUUCCCUCCCCAUCUGUGUUUCUUUCUUUCUCUUUCUCCCUCACCCUCCCCGUCGUCACCCUUCCUCCCCCCCUCCCCCCACCUCUGUGGCUCAGAAUCUCUUCCUUUCCUGUUUGUUGUAUGAAAUUUGCAUUCUCUGGGCGUUUUAAAGA